This is a messenger RNA of Zophobas morio, 2752 nucleotides long. RefSeq names its product nucampholin (gene ncm). Gene Ontology annotation, biological process: mRNA splicing, via spliceosome. Gene Ontology annotation, cellular component: catalytic step 2 spliceosome. The record is from RefSeq and is a predicted model, not a curated record. Bases 327 to 2648 code for a protein of 773 amino acids. Gene Ontology annotation, molecular function: protein binding; RNA binding. The transcript is spliced from 5 exons. NCBI's taxonomy places the organism in Eukaryota, Metazoa, Arthropoda, Insecta, Coleoptera, Tenebrionidae.
AGCAAAUCAGAGUCUGUAUACAACUUACAACAAACUUUGCGUCACUGUAUAAUCUCUCACGUUUCUGUGGAAAAAAACUUACGGCCAAAUUCAAGAUCAAUAACAUAAAAAAAUUGUGUUGACGUGACAAUACGCAAAAUUUGAAUUUGUUAGGGAAUUUUUUGUUUCUGCGUCUCACUCUUGCACAACAAGUAACGAAAACUGACGAAUUGACGAAAACGAACCUAACCUCAACGCGAGGUUGUGUUAUUGACGAUCGUAAAAGCUGAUUCUCCAUUUUUCGAUUGUGCUUUUUGUGCAUAACCUCGAAGUGACUUGUGUGCAACAUGACGACAGACACCGAAAGCUCCCCCCCGACGAAACCGAAACGCGGGAGCCAAUCUAAAUCUCCAGAACCCAAAAAACACAAACGAGAUGAUUCUCCCCACAAAUCCCGCGAUCGGGACGGCCGCAAGCACCGUUCUAAACGUUCACGUUCUAGAGAAAAGCGACGAAGUCGAAAGUACCACGACCUAGAUCGUCCAGUUGAGGACUACCCAAGGUAUUAUGGGGAGGACCUCGACUACAAACAAAACAGUGACAGAUACUGGACAAAGUAUCCGCGAAAGGAUGAAAAUCAAAUCGGUAACCGUUAUUAUGGGGGCGAAGCAGACAGCAAUCGAGAAGUCGACAGAGAAAAGAGUAACAAGCAACCAGAGAAAGAAAAAGAAGAAAUUAGGGACAAACCACAAGAGAACCCAGCAAAGGAGACGAUUACUCCUCGCGAGAAAAAGACUGUUGAUUUGUUGACUAGAACGGGGGGGGCUUACAUACCGCCCGCGAAACUGCGGAUGAUGCAGGCAGAAAUCACAGACAAGUCUUCAGCAGCAUACCAAAGAAUUGCUUGGGAAGCGUUGAAAAAAUCUAUUCAUGGGUACAUAAACAAAGUGAAUACUUCGAAUAUUGGAAUUAUUUCCAGAGAAUUGCUCCAUGAAAACGUUGUAAGAGGUCGUGGUUUACUGUGCAAAUCAAUCAUUCAAGCACAAGCUGCGUCUCCUACUUUCACAAAUGUGUAUUCAGCUCUUGUUGCUGUAAUUAACUCAAAAUUUCCAAAUAUUGGCGAAUUAUUAUUGAAAAGAUUAGUUUUACAAUUUAAGCGAGGGUUUAAACAAAACAACAAAGUCAUCUGCAUAUCGGCUACUACUUUUGUUGCGCAUUUAGUUAAUCAAAGAGUUGCCCAUGAAAUUCUUGCUCUGGAAAUUUUAACUCUUUUAGUUGAAACACCAACUGAUGAUUCUGUAGAGGUAGCCAUUUCGUUCUUAAAAGAGUGUGGGCAAAAAUUGACUGAAGUAUCUAGUAAAGGAAUAAAUGCAAUCUUCGAAAUGUUGAGGAACAUUCUUCAUGAAGGGCAGUUGGAACAACGAAUUCAAUACAUGAUUGAAGUCAUGUUCCAAAUUCGGAAGGACGGUUUUAAAGAUCACGCUGCCGUCAUUGAGGCACUCGAUUUGGUAGAUGAAGAACAUCAAUUUACCCACUUAAUAACUUUGGAUGAUGUAAAACAAUCAAACGCCGAAGACAUUCUUAACGUCUUUAAAUUUGAUGACAAUUAUGAAGAAAAUGAAGGCAAAUACAAAACUCUGAGCAAAGAAAUCUUGGACGCGAGUAGUUCAGAAUCUGGCUCUGAGGAAGGUUCUGGUGAGGAGGACGAAGAUGAAGAUGAAGACGACGAUGAAGAAGACGCUGUCCCUAAAAAUGAAUCCAACAUCAUUGACAACACAGAAACAAAUUUGGUGGCAUUGAGAAGAACUAUAUACCUAACAAUCCAGUCAAGUUUGGAUUUUGAAGAAAGUGCUCACAAACUAAUGAAAAUGGAACUUAAGCCUGGCCAAGAAAUUGAGCUCUGCCAUAUGUUCUUGGAUUGUUGUGCAGAACAAAGAACUUAUGAGAAAUUUUAUGGUUUGCUGGCUCAGAGAUUUUGUCAAGUAAAUCAGAUUUAUGUCGAACCAUUUCAACAAAUAUUUAAAGAUACAUAUGCCACCACUCACAGAUUAGACACAAAUAAAUUGAGAAAUGUGAGUAAGUUCUUUGCACACCUGAUGUUUACAGAUGCUAUAGGUUGGGAAGUUUUGGAAAUCAUGAAACUGAAUGAAGAAGACACAAACAGUUCUAAUAGGAUUUUUAUCAAAAUUUUGUUUCAAGAGCUGGCGGAAUAUAUGGGCUUAGAAAAAUUAAACGCGAGGCUGAAAGACCCGACGUUACAGACGCACUUUGAGGGAUUGUUCCCAAGAGAUGAUCCAAAGAAUACAAGAUUCGCAAUUAACUUCUUUACAUCAAUUGGAUUAGGAGGACUUACAGCUGAACUAAGGGAACACUUGAAGACAGCUCCCAAAGUUUCAACAUUGAACAUUGCAGAAGAAUCGAGCGACUCCAGUAGUAGUUCCAGUUCUUCCAGCAGUGAGGAAAGCAGUGACUCAGAAUCAUCAAGUUCAGAAGAUGAGAAAAAGAAGAAAAAGGAAAAAGAUAAGAAUAAAAAACGUCCAGAUUCGUCUGAUGAAGAAAAACGCAGAAAGAGAGAUUCAAGAGACGUGCGAAGGUACCGGAACGAAAGAUCAAGAGAACAAGACACUAGACGAAAACGGCGAAGUCCUGAACCCAGACACAGAAGAUAAAGUUGCAUGUAUAAUAAUUGUUACUUUUUUUAAUAAAUUAAUUAUGUAUCACGUAAAACUUGAAACUGUUCAUAUUUAUGUAAUAAAAACUUAUUUACUGGUAA